Molecule: messenger RNA, 857 nt
Organism: Aspergillus steynii IBT 23096
Lineage: Eukaryota; Fungi; Ascomycota; Eurotiomycetes; Eurotiales; Aspergillaceae
Product: Erg28 family protein
Exons: 3
Coding region: 273-644 (123 amino acids)
Cellular component (GO): membrane
Source: RefSeq, a predicted model, not a curated record
UGGAUCCUUUACUUGGCCGCAUUUAGGAGUUAGCAGGGGUUUCUUUGUUGACAUCGACGCUGCCUAGAAUAUCUUCUGUCAUCUUGGCUGCGAGAAUUCACUGGCAGCUUACGGCAGUUUCCGUGGCAUUCAUCUUUCAAGCUUCUCCGGUAGAUCCCAGGCAGUUGAGCUUAAAUACCAGGUACAAUCCACAAUCUCAUCCACUCCACGGCUCUCCAGCCAUCCUACCAACCAAACCAUAUCAUCGAAUCCACCAAAAGUAACCCCAAAUCAUGCCAUCCUCCAUCCUCCCCUCCGUCGAAAGAGGCUACCUCCCAUACUUCCUCCUCUUCGCCUCCCUAUCCGCCCUCCUCCACAGCAUAAGCACCUACAUAUCGCCGAUCCCCGCGCUCCAACAAUUCUCUGGCCCCCUCGCACCGCCCAAAACACCCCUUCUGGCGCACGUCUACGGCAUGAAGAACGUCUACAGCGGGCUGAUCCGUCUUUAUGCCGCGUACAACAUCUCGAACCCGCAGCUGUAUGAUCUUGCGACGGUGACGUUUGUGGGCGUCUUAGUGCUCUAUGUUGGUGAGCUUUGGGUCUGGAGGACAGUCAGGGUGCAGGAAGGUUGGUUUCCCCUUGGGAGGUUAUGUUUGAGGUCUUGAGGUUUAUCCUCUUUCUGUUCUGUCUCGAUCAAGAUGACGAAUGAUCUGAUUUGAAAUGGUGUAUUCUUUACCUAGGGAUGUAGGUAUUUGAUUCAAUUGAAUGAAUGCGAAUUAAAUUCUGGGGCUGGUUGGUUGAGUCCGUGGUGUGGAUUGUACAGUAAUAUAGUAGUGACGAUAUACUCCACAGAUAAGACGAUGACAUCAGGAUAUAUA